Messenger RNA from Balaenoptera ricei (Rice's whale), 2976 nucleotides. It is a transcript of the gene KLHL22, whose product is annotated as kelch like family member 22. Lineage: Eukaryota; Metazoa; Chordata; Mammalia; Artiodactyla; Balaenopteridae. Gene Ontology annotation, cellular component: nucleus; polar microtubule; Cul3-RING ubiquitin ligase complex. Gene Ontology annotation, biological process: protein monoubiquitination; positive regulation of TORC1 signaling; cell division. The coding region runs from base 573 to 2435 and encodes 620 amino acids. Gene Ontology annotation, molecular function: protein binding. The transcript has 8 exons. The record is from RefSeq and is a predicted model, not a curated record.
GUGGAGGGGAGGCACAUCGAGGCCCAUCGCAUCCUGCUGGCUGCGUCCUGCGAUUACUUCAGGAACCCCAUACUGUUCCACAGCAGCUGCGCUAAUUUACAUGCCCACCACCGAUGCACAGAGGUUCCAGUUUCUUUAAAUUGACAAGACAGAGUCUAACAGAAAAUGGGCAAAGCAUCUGGACUGUUUGGAAAAGAAUAUAGAAACAGCUGUUAAACCUGUGAAGAGAGCCUCUGUCCCAUUGUUUACAAGAUUUCUCCCUCGCCUCCUGGCAGUUGGAGCGGCGUCUUCCUCUGGUUCUGAGGGUGUGGGGGGCAGGCUCCCCGCGCACUGGUGGCGCUACCUGACAGGCCAUGGGCAGUGCCAUCCAAGUGCGUGUGUAUGAAACUCUUUGACCCAGCAGUUGCUCUCCUGACAUUAAUCCUGGCGUUCACAUGAGCAACAGUUCGUGGGCGCAAAGCCAUCCACUGGGUGAAAUAACGGAGAUUAGAAGUAACCCAGGUGGACCCCGGCAGGAACGGUUAAAUCAGUUGUGAUCGCCUUUACAGAGAGGGGCAGUGCUGUGUGUACGGAUGAUCGGGGCCGUUUCCAAGGUGUCCUGUGAAGUCGAAACCAGGGUGGUCUCUACUCCAGCUCCCCAGCCGUGUGGCCUCCCCAGUCCUGCAGGAGCCUCCCUGCCUCUGCUCCAGCCUCUCCACUCUGGCCAAGGAGCCCAGGAUCUGAAGUUCCUCGGCUCAGGCCUGUGUACGACUCGCCGGGGCAUGUUUGCUGGGGGGCUGAAGGAGAUGGAGCAGGAAGAAGUCCUGAUCCACGGCGUGUCCUACAACGCCAUGUGCCAAAUCCUGCAUUUCAUUUACACGUCCGAGCUGGAACUCAGCCUGAGCAACGUCCAGGAGACACUGGUUGCCGCCUGCCAGCUUCAGAUCCCCGAGAUCAUCCACUUUUGCUGUGACUUCCUCACGCCCUGGGUGGAUGAGGACAACAUCCUUGACGUCUACCGGCUGGCCGAGCUCUUUGACCUGAGCCGCCUGACCGAGCAGCUGGACGCCUACAUCCUCAAGAACUUCGUGGCCUUCUCGCGGACUGACAAGUACCGCCAGCUGCCCCUGGAGAAGGUCUAUGCCCUCCUGAGCAGCAACCGCCUGGAGGUGUCCUGCGAGACGGAGGUGUAUGAGGGCGCCCUGCUCUACCACUACCCUCCGGAGCAGGUGCAGGCUGACCGGCUCCCGCUGCAUGAGCCGCCCAAGCUCCUGGAGACCGUGCGCUUCCCCCUCAUGGAAGCCGAGGUCCUGCAGCGGCUGCACGACAAGCUGGACCCCAGCCCCCUGAGGGAUACGGUGGCUGAAGCCCUCAUGUACCACCGGAACGAGAGCCUGCAGCCCAGCCUGCAGGGCCCACAGACCGAGCUGCGCUCGGACUUCCAGUGCGUCGUGGGCUUCGGGGGCAUCCACUCCACGCCGUCCACUGUCCUCAGCGACCAGGCCAAGUACCUGAACCCGCUGCUGGGGGAGUGGAAGCACUUCACCGCCUCCCUGGCGCCCCGCAUGUCCAACCAGGGCAUCGCUGUGCUCAACAACUUCGUGUACCUGAUUGGAGGGGACAACAAUGUCCAGGGCUUCCGCGCCGAGUCCCGCUGCUGGAGGUACGACCCGAGGCACAACCGAUGGUUCCAGAUCCAGUCGCUACAGCAGGAGCACGCCGACCUGUGCGUGUGCGUUGUGGGCAAGUACAUCUACGCGGUGGCCGGUCGCGACUACCACAAUGACCUGACCACUGUGGAGCGCUACGACCCUGCCACCAACUCCUGGGCCUAUGUGGCCCCGCUCAAGAGGGAGGUGUAUGCCCACGCGGGUGCCACACUGGAUGGGAAGAUGUACAUCACGUGCGGCCGCCGAGGGGAGGAUUACCUGAAGGAGACCCACUGCUACGACCCGGGCAGCGACACCUGGCACACGCUGGCUGACGGGAUGGUGCGGCGGGCCUGGCACGGCAUGGCCACCCUCCUGGACAAGCUGUACGUGGUCGGGGGCAGCAACAACGACGCGGGCUACAGGAGGGACGUGCACCAGGUGGCCUGCUAUAGCUGCAAGUCCGGGCAGUGGUCAUCCGUCUGCCCGCUCCCAGCAGGGCACGGUGAGCCCGGCAUCGCCGUGCUAGACAACAGGAUCUACGUGCUGGGUGGCCGCUCGCACAACCGGGGCAGCCGCACUGGCUAUGUGCACAUCUAUGACGUGGAGAAGGACUGCUGGGAGGAGGGCCCGCAGCUGGACAACUCCAUCUCGGGCCUGGCGGCCUGCGUGCUCACCCUGCCGCGGUCCCUGCUCCUUGAGCCGCCCCGCGGGACGCCUGACCGCAGCCAGGCCGACCAGGACUUCGCCUCUGAGGUGAUGAGUGUGUCUGACUGGGAGGAGUUCGACAACUCCAGUGAGGACUAGGGUCCCAGGCCAGGUGGGGGGUGCGGGGGAGUGGUAGCUCCCAGCUCCCCUCACAGCACUUUGCCCUGGAGCACUUGACCCCAGGCUGGCAGCGGCCUUCCCUCCCGCCGCCUCCCAUCGGCAGGUAUUUUUGGGGCCCUGCAGACCUGUGGCUGUGGAUCACCCCACAGUGGGAAACCUUCGGGAAGGGCUCGGUCCCCUGAAGUUCACCGGGCUCUCUCCUCAGCGGGGACGGGCUGUGCCGCCACCAGCUGUCCUGGCCUCCCUGCUCCCUGGUUCUGGUCCCUACUGGGCCUAGAGGGUGCCAUUCUCCCAAGGGACCUGGGGACUGGCCCCUGGUGAGGGAGCCAGGGCACAUCUUGUCCCUCUCGUCGGCAGGGAGGGGGCGGGCUGAGCCCAUUGUCUGCCCAGCAGCUCCCGGGGCCAGAGCGGGAGAGAGAUCCAUCAGGUUGCCUGAGGCUGAUUCUGUAAAAUGAUGCCCUGUAGCUGGGCUUUUCGGACCCCAUGUUGUUGAUAAAUGAAAUAAAUCAUCUUACACGAG